AUGGAAUCGAAGGACACGGAUGCAUUGGCGUUCCGCGCCAAACCGCCCUGUCCGGGAGAUGAGAUCGUAAUCUCCGGUAUUGCCGGCCGAUUCCCCAACUCGAACAGUGUGAAGGAGUACGGAUACAAUCUGUUCAACAAGAUCGACAUGGUGGACGAUCUGGAGACUCGCUGGCGGCACAGUAACGUUGAAAUUCCACGCCGUAUGGGCAAGGUGAACAAUCUCGAGAAGUUUGAUGCUACGUUCUUCGGUGUGCACUUUAAACAGGCUCAUACGAUGGAUCCGCAGUGUCGUAUUCUCGUGGAGCAUGCGUACGAAGCGGCCAUCGAUGCGGGCGUUAAUCCCAAGUCUCUGCGCGGUUCCCGGACCGGUGUAUUUGUUGGCGCUUGCUUUGCCGAGUCGGAAAAAACCUGGUUCUACGAGAAGAUCUCGUCCGGUGGAUUCGGUAUUACGGGCUGUUCCCGUGCCAUGAUGGCUAACCGUAUCUCGUACACGAUGGGUCUGAAUGGACCCUCGUUUCUGUUGGAUACUGCCUGCAGCAGCUCGAUGUACGCACUCGACUGUGCCUUCAAUGCUAUUCGAAACGGUGAGUGCGAUGCAGCGAUCGUCGGCGGUUCAAACUUGCUGCUGCAUCCGUACGUAACGUUGCAGUUCGCUCGUCUCGGUGUGCUGGCGGCUGAUGGGUACUGUCGUCCGUUCGAUAAGGAUGCUUCGGGAUACACACGUUCCGAAGCCGUCUGUGUGAUGUAUCUGCAGAAGGCGAAAGAUGCGAAGCGUGUGUACGCGAACGUUGUCUACUCAAAAACGAACUGCGAUGGGUUUAAGGAGGAAGGUAUUACCUAUCCGUCCGGUGUGAUGCAACGUAAGCUGCUGUCCGAGUUUUACAACGAGAUCCAGCUCGAUCCCUCAACGGUGGAUUACGUGGAGGCGCAUAGUACCGGUACAGUCGUCGGUGAUCCGGAGGAAUGUGCUGGGUUGGAUAAGAUUUUCUGCAGUGGCCGUAAGAAGCCGCUACCGGUGGGAUCCGUCAAAUCCAACAUUGGUCACUCAGAAUCUAGCUCGGGUAUUUGUUCGGUCAUCAAAUGUAUUCUGGCGCUGGAGACACGGCUCAUCCCGCCGAACAUUAACUUCCGUGAGAUCCGCCGCGAUAUUCCAUCGUUGGUGGAGGGCCGUUUGAAGGUGGUGGCCGAAACGUUGCCACUCGAUGGACCACUGAUCGCAGUGAACUCGUUCGGGUUCGGUGGUGCCAAUGCACACGCAUUGCUGUACGGUAACACCAAGGAGAAGGUUAACCAUGGGCUUCCGACGGAUAAUCUGCCCCGAUUGAUCACGUGGUCGGGUCGUACGGAGGAGGCGAUCGACGCAGUACUGACGGACAUGAGCAACAGGCAUCUGGACGCGGAAUACGUUGCACUGUUGCACAACGUCCAGAGUGAAUCCAUCCCGGGCAAUGUGUUCCGUGGGUAUGGGCUGUACGCGAAGGACGGUACCGAAAAUGCGAUCUGCUUAGGGCGCGAUACGCAGCACUACACCGGCUUGAAGCGACCGCUAGUUUGGGUGUUCAGCGGUAUGGGCUCACAGUGGAGCGAAAUGGGCACCUCACUGAUGGAAAUACCGAUCUUCCGUCAGGCGAUCGAACACUGCCAUCGGGUGCUGGAAAAGCGUGGCCUUAAUCUGAUCGAAAUUCUCACGUCCAAGAGCUGCAAGUACGACAACAUUCUGCACUCGUUCGUGGGCAUUGCCGCCGUUCAGAUCGGUAUCGUCGAUGUGUUGCGAUCGCUCGAUCUCGAACCCGACUUUGUGAUUGGACAUUCGGUAGGCGAGCUCGGAUGUGCUUACGCCGAUCGGUGCUUCACUGCGGAGCAAAUGAUCCUGUCCGCAUACUCCCGCGGUAUGGCUAGUUUGGAAACGAAAACCGUGUUCGGUUCAAUGGCAGCCGUCGGUCUCGGGUUCCGUAAAAUACGUACAAUGCUACCACCCGGUAUUGAGGUAGCGUGUCACAACGGACCGGAUUCGUGUACGAUUUCGGGACCGAAAGAAAAUGUCGAAUCGUUCGUCGCGCAGCUAACCGAGAAGGGUAUCUUUGCCAAGGAGGUCCCCUGUUCGAACAUUCCCUAUCACAGCAAGUACAUUGCGGAGAUGGGCCCGAGACUAUUGGCCCGACUCAACGAAGUUAUUCCCGAGCCAAAGAAACGAUCGCCCAAGUGGUUGAGCUCGUCGGUGCCAAAAAUUCGGUGGGAUCAGACCGAAAGUCAGUUCUCGUCGGCACACUACCACACAAACAACCUACUCAGCCCGGUACUGUUCGAGGAAACGUCCGCACUGCUGCCGAACAAUGCGCUAACGAUCGAGAUCGCUCCGCACGGUUUGUUGCAGGCUAUCCUGAAAAAAUCCAUGCCAAAUGCUAUCCACAUCGGGUUAACCAAGCGUGGCAACAAGGACAACGUACAGUAUAUGUUUAAUGCGCUUGGAAAACUCUACAUCAACGGGUUAGAUAUUCCGGCGGCCCGACUCUACCCAGCGGUGGAGUUCCCGGUUUCACGUGGUACACCGAUGAUUUCACACCUUAUCCGAUGGGAUCAUUCGGAAGAUUGGUUUGUGACCAAGUUCGAAAUGCAAAAGUCCACCAAGAGUGGUGAACGUCGGGUUAAGAUUAAGCUGAACGAUGAGGAUUAUAGCUACAUCUCCGGCCACGUGAUCGAUGGACGUGUACUUUUUCCGGCAACGGCUUACCUGCACCUGGCCUGGGAAACGUUGGCAAUGGUCAAGGGUCCCAUGUACUUCGAUCUGGAGGUAGAGUUUGAGGACGUAAAGUUCCUGCGCGCUACCUCCAUUACGAAAGAUCAGGAGAUCGAGUUUACGGUGAUGCUACAGCCAGGUACGGGCCGGUUCGAAAUUACCGAAGGUACGGCAGCCGUCGUAACCGGGUAUGUGCGACACGUAGAAAAUAUAACGCUGUCCGAAAUUCCGGACCCGCCAGCAAACGAUAUGCCCGUGUUGGCAACGAGAGAUUUCUACAAGGAGUUGCGCUUGCGAGGAUACCAUUAUAGUGGCGCGUUCCGGUCGGUGCUCGAGGCACGAUCGGACAGUGCUGUCGGAAAGAUUAACUGGGAGCUUAACUGGGUAUCUUUCCUCGAUUGUUUGCUGCAGUGUUGCAUUAUCGGUAAGGAUACGCGCACCCUGAUGAUUCCGACGUGCAUCGAACGAAUGCGGAUCGAUCCGCGCAUGCAUCUGGCGAUCGCAAACACGAUGGAGGAAGGUAGUCAGGUGUUUGAGUUCAAGAACUCGCGCGUGCUCAACACAAUACGUUGCGGUGGUAUCGAGAUCGUCGGACUGCAGGCUAGCACGGUUGCGCGCCGUAAGCCACCGGGUAUUCCGGUGCUGGAGUCCUACCAGUUCGUCUCCCAUCUACCCGCACCGACACUCUCGAAGGCCGACGCCAUUCGUGUAUGUGUGCAGCUCGCGCUGGAAAACAUUCCUGUGCCGAAGGUAAAGGUGGUCGAAGUGGACUUUGGCGAGAGCGUUCCAAUUACACCCCUGUUUGCCGAUGCUCUGGGCGAUUUACCGCUCGUAACGGCGGACUUGAUGUUCCUGAGCAAACAGCAGCUAUCUUUGGGUGGUGUACACGUCGAGGACGGAAAACUGUCCACGCAAACCAACUCCCUGUUCCUCAUUUCGACCAACUGUCUUGGGCGGCCAGAAUUUGUAGAGGAGUCGGUCGGCAGCUUGCACGAGAGUGGUUACGUGUUGAGUCGAGAGGCAGCCAACUUGGUUGUGGAUAGCAUUGUACCACCGGCUGGAUUCCAGCUGCUAGCCGUCUUCCCCGUUCCUGAGCACGAAACACUUGUCCUCCUGCAGCGCAUCAAGCGCAAGUUCAUGGCCGUACCAACGAUUGUGCGAAUUCCGCCGAUGGACGAGCAAUACGAGUGGAUCGCGACGCUAAAAGAAGCGAUCAAAUCGGGCCCGGUGAUUGCCGUUUCGCAGGGUGAUGUCCAUUCUGGCAUCGUGGGACUGAUCAACUGUAUUCGCAAGGAACCGGACGGUGGUAUGGUGAGCUGUGUGUUUGUGGACGAUCCGAACGCACCGCCGUUCGAUUUGGACAAUUCUGUGUUCAAGAGCCAGCUCAAGCUUGGACUUGCCAUCAACGUGUAUCGCAAGGGAUGCUGGGGAAGCUUCCGGCAUCUGCAACUUAUUCAAGAAAUUGAAUCAAAACCGCGACGCAACCAUUGCUAUGCUAACGCACUCGUCAAAGGUGAUCUGUCCUCGAUGACUUGGCUCAGUGGACCGUUCAAUCACGGUCGUCCGAAGGGCGAGCUGGUGAAGGUAAUGUACAGUUCGCUCAACUUCCGCGACGUUAUGUUUGCCACCGGAAAGCUUUCGUCUGACUUUGCGAAUCUGUCGCGUGUGGAGCAGCAGUGCGAGUUGGGCUUUGAGUACUCCGGUAUCGGAGAAUCGGGACGCCGGAUCAUGGGCAUGGUAACAACCGGUGCAAUGGCUACACAUGUGGCGUGCGAUGACACACUUACAUGGACCGUACCGGAAAAGUGGACACUCGAAGAAGCCGCUACUGUACCGGUCGUGUACGUCACGGUGUACUGUGCCCUGUUCAUUAACGCACACAUUCAAAAGGGUCAAUCAAUUCUGAUUCACGCUGGUAGUGGUGGCAUUGGUUUGGCGGCUAUCCGUGUCUGUCUCGCCUAUGGACUGGAAGUGUUCACCACCGUCGGUACGGAUGCGAAGAGGGAAUUUCUACUCCAAACAUUCCCCCAGCUUAAGGCGGAUAACAUCGGUAACUCUCGCGAUACGUCGUUCGAGCGGAUGAUUAUGCUGCGUACGAACGGCCAGGGUGUGGACUACGUGCUGAACUCGCUGGCGGACGAUAAACUACAGGCAUCGGUUCGCUGUCUCGGCAAGUACGGUAAAUUCUUGGAGAUUGGCAAGUACGACAUGGCGAACGAUUCGAAGCUAGGUUUGAACCGUUUCCUGCGGGCGCUUUCCUUCACGGCUGUGUUGGUGGACUUUUUGUUUACGGCACCGCAGGAGGAGAAGAUGGUUCUCCGCAAUAUGCUCGACAAGGACAUUAAGAGUGGCGUGAUCGUUCCACUGAAGACAAACGUAUUUGCUGCCGGUGACAUUGAGCAAGCGUUCCGAUACUUGGCCAGUGGUAAGCACGUGGGCAAGGUGUUGCUGAAGGUGCGCGAGUCACCAAGCGAUGAGGAUUCGCUUCCGAUUAGCUAUCUGCCGCGAGUCUACUGCAAUCCCGAUCGAUCGUACCUGAUCGCCGGAGGACUGGGAGGAUUCGGACUCGAACUGGCCGAUUGGUUGGUGCUUCGCGGAUGUCGCAAAGUGUUGAUCAGCUCCAGUCGUGGCCUUUCCAAGCCUUACCAGCUCUAUCGCAUUAAGAUCUGGGAAACAUACGGUGUGAAGGUAGUGAUUAGCACAGACGAUAUUGCGACACGCGCCGGUUGCGAGGCAUUAAUCAACACCGCCAACAAACUCGGACCGGUAGGCGGUAUCUUUAAUCUGGCUGUUCAGCUUCGAGAUGGCAUCUUUGAGAACCAGUCCGUGGAACGGUUCCGUGAGUGUAUGGCCCCGAAAGCCAUCGCUACGCAGUAUCUUGACGAAGUGAGCCGUAGAGCCUGUCCCCAGUUGGAGUAUUUCGUCAUAUUCUCCAGCGUGUCUUGCGGACGAGGCAAUGCCGGUCAGAGUAACUACGGCAUGGCUAACUCGGUGAUGGAGCGCAUCAUCGAGCGUCGCUGGGCCGACGGAUUGCCCGCGAAGGCCGUACAGUGGGGUGCCGUGGGAGAGGUAGGCCUCGUUGCCGAUAUGCAGGAAGACAAGCUGGACAUGGAAAUCGGUGGAACGCUGCAGCAACGUAUCAGCUCCUGUCUGCAGGAGCUGGAUCCACUCCUAACGACACCGGAACCGAUCGUAGCCAGCAUGGUUGUGGCGGAAAAGCGUGUCCGCACCAGUGGCAAGGAGAACAUUAUCGAGUCAGUGAUGAACAUUAUGAGCAUUCGUGACAUCAAAUCGAUCUCGAUGGACACGACCCUGUCGGAGCUCGGUAUGGAUUCGUUGAUGGCGGUCGAAAUUAAACAGACGCUUGAGCGCGAGUACGAACUGUUCCUGACCCCGCAGGAUCUGCGCUCGCUCACCUUCAUGAAGCUACAGGAGCUGACGGAAGCGAAGGCUGCCGCGGAUGAGAACGUGAAACUGAAGCUUGCCAACGAAAAGACACCAACCGGUGUGGCGAUGCUGCUCCGCAAUCUGGGCGACGAGUUCAACAGCCAGCACACGAUCCUGCGCCUCCAGUCGGAGAACGAUUCCAAGAAGUACAACGCGUGUGUUUUGUUCACGCCGGGUAUUGAGGGUGUUGCCGGUAACGCGUGGCACAACAUUGCCGCCCAGCUUACGUUACCCACCUUCAUCACCCAGCUGACACACACAAUCGACAUGACGACGGUGGAGGAAAUCGGUCGCUUCCUGGCGCCGGAGCUGAUCGAGAACGUGUUCAAGGGUACUGAGCACUUCUACCUGGUCGGUUACUCGUUCGGUGCGUUCAUCACCCUCGAGCUGGCUCGUAUUCUCGAGGAGACGGGCAUGCGUGGUCAGAUCUUGCUCAUCGACGGUGCUCCCAAGUUCCUGCGUAAGCUCGCCAUCGACCAGAUGACGGAGAACUACACUGACGACAGCAUACAGGUGGUGCUUACAUCCGGCAUCGUGAACACAAUCUUCCCGGAGGAGAACACCGACGUACUGCCGCUGCUUGCGUCCUGCACCACGUUCGACGAACGCAUCGACAAGCUGCUCGAAUUGUCCAAGGAUCAGAACCUUUACUCCGAAGCGUACCUGCGCAUGAUGCCAAAGGCCCUGUUCAAUCGCAUCAAGAUCGCGCUGGAAACGGAUAUCGACAAUCCGAAACCGGUACAGUCGCCCAUUCUGCUGGUACGCCCAACCGAAGUGUCGGUGGUGGACAUUGAGGAGGACUAUGAUCUGUCCCGGUACACGGACGGCACGGUGAGUCUGAAAUUCGUCGAGGGCAACCACAUCACCAUGCUGGACAACCCGAAGCUCGUACAAAUCAUUGCCGAUUCCGAUCCAGUGCUCGAGUCCGAUCGCUGCUUCCAGAAGUACCUGCAGAGCAACUCCGUUGCGGAGUAAGGGCCAGCAGACCAUUUGUGGAUGCGAGUGUGUGUGUGUGUGGGUGCCACCCGCUCUUUUGGCACGUACAAGCUAGAUUAAGGGAAGCUGGGGAAGCCAUUUUGAAGGAUUAC
Anopheles maculipalpis is the source of this 7274-nucleotide messenger RNA. RefSeq names its product fatty acid synthase-like. The coding region runs from base 1 to 7161 and encodes 2386 amino acids. The transcript has 5 exons. Lineage: Eukaryota; Metazoa; Arthropoda; Insecta; Diptera; Culicidae. Gene Ontology annotation, molecular function: fatty acid synthase activity; oxidoreductase activity; 3-oxoacyl-[acyl-carrier-protein] synthase activity. Gene Ontology annotation, biological process: fatty acid biosynthetic process. The record is from RefSeq and is a predicted model, not a curated record.